GCCCCCCUAGGGCGGAGACUUCCGGAGCUGCGGACUCACUGGAGCCGAGAACUGGGGCGGAGCGGCGCGGCGCGGCGCGGCUCGGUGCGUUUCCAGGCGCCGCUCUCCGCCGCAGAGAACCCUGAGCUCGGCGCUCCGAGAGUCCCAGCAGGGCAAGGGGGCGCGGCGUCCUGGUCCUCGAGCUUGGGAGACAGAUGCGCAUGGGCGUGGGGGCAUGCGGACCUAAGCUCGGGUGAAGCUCUCGGGAAGGGCAAGACUGCGGCGACGAGAUGCGAGCAGAGGAGCCCUGCGCCCCCGGGGCCCCCAGCGCCCUGGGAGCCCAGCGCGCGCCGGGCCCCGAGCUGCGCCUGUCCAGCCAGCUGCUGCCCGAGCUCUGUACCUUCGUGGUGCGCGUGCUGUUCUACCUGGGGCCUGUCUACCUAGCUGGCUACCUGGGGCUCAGCAUAACCUGGUUGCUGCUCGGCGCCCUGCUGUGGAUGUGGUGGCGCAGGAACCGCCGCGGGAAGCUUGGGCGCCUGGCCGCCGCCUUCGAAUUCCUUGACAAUGAACGCGAGUUCAUCAGCCGCGAGCUGCGGGGCCAGCACCUGCCAGCCUGGAUCCACUUCCCAGACGUGGAGCGGGUCGAGUGGGCCAACAAGAUCAUCUCUCAGACCUGGCCCUACCUAAGCAUGAUCAUGGAAAGCAAGUUCCGGGAGAAACUUGAGCCCAAGAUCCGAGAGAAGAGCAUCCACCUGAGGACCUUUACCUUUACCAAGCUCUACUUUGGACAGAAGUGUCCCAGGGUCAACGGUGUCAAGGCACACACUAAUACGUGCAACCGAAGACGUGUGACUGUGGACCUGCAGAUCUGCUACAUCGGGGACUGUGAAAUCAGUGUGGAGCUGCAGAAGAUUCAGGCUGGUGUGAACGGGAUCCAGUUGCAGGGCACCCUGCGGGUCAUCCUGGAGCCCCUCCUAGUGGACAAGCCCUUUGUGGGAGCUGUGACUGUAUUCUUCCUUCAGAAGCCGCACCUACAGAUCAACUGGACUGGCCUGACCAACCUGCUGGAUGCGCCGGGAAUCAAUGAUGUGUCAGACAGCUUGCUGGAGGACCUCAUUGCCGCCCACCUGGUGCUGCCCAACCGUGUGACUGUGCCUGUGAAGAAGGGGCUGGAUCUGACCAACCUGCGCUUCCCUCUGCCCUGUGGGGUGAUCAGAGUGCACUUGCUGGAGGCAGAGCAGCUGGCCCAGAAGGACAACUUUCUGGGGCUCCGAGGCAAGUCAGAUCCCUACGCCAAGGUGAGCAUCGGCCUACAGCAUUUCCGGAGUAGGACCAUCUACAGGAACCUGAACCCCACCUGGAACGAAGUGUUUGAGUUCAUGGUGUACGAAGUCCCUGGACAGGACCUGGAGGUGGACCUGUAUGAUGAGGAUACCGACAGGGAUGACUUCCUGGGCAGCCUGCAGAUCUGCCUUGGAGAUGUCAUGACCAACAGAGUGGUGGAUGAGUGGUUUGUCCUGAAUGACACAACCAGCGGGCGGCUGCACCUGCGGCUGGAGUGGCUUUCAUUGCUUACUGACCAAGAAGUUCUGACUGAGGACCAUGGUGGCCUUUCCACUGCCAUUCUCGUGGUCUUCUUGGAGAGUGCCUGCAACUUGCCGAGAAACCCUUUUGACUACCUGAAUGGUGAAUAUCGAGCCAAAAAACUCUCCAGGUUUGCCAGAAACAAGGUCAGCAAAGACCCUUCUUCCUAUGUCAAACUAUCUGUAGGCAAGAAGACACAUACAAGUAAGACCUGUCCCCACAACAAGGACCCUGUGUGGAGCCAGGUGUUCUCCUUCUUUGUGCACAAUGUGGCCACUGAGCGGCUCCAUCUGAAGGUGCUUGAUGAUGACCAGGAGUGUGCUCUGGGAAUGCUGGAGGUCCCCCUGUGCCAGAUCCUCCCCUAUGCUGACCUCACUCUUGAGCAGCGCUUUCAGCUGGACCACUCAGGCCUGGACAGCCUCAUCUCCAUGAGGCUGGUGCUUCGGUUCCUGCAAGUGGAGGAACGAGAGCUGGGGAGCCCAUACACAGGACCUGAAGCCCUAAAGAAAGGCCCUCUGCUCAUCAAGAAAGUGGCUACCAACCAGGGUCCCAAAGCCCAACCUCAGGAAGAAGGCCCUACAGAUUUGCCAUGUCCCCCAGACCCUGCUUCUGAUACUAAGGACGCAUCCAGGAGUACCACAACCACCACCAGUGCUACCACCGUUGCCACUGAGCCCACAUCCCAAGAGACAGGCCCAGAGCCUAAAGGCAAGGACAGUGCCAAAAGGUUCUGUGAGCCCAUCGGGGAGAAGAAGAGUCCAGCCACCAUCUUCCUGACUGUCCCAGGUCCCCACUCUCCAGGGCCCAUCAAGUCACCCAGACCCAUGAAAUGCCCUGCCUCCCCAUUCGCAUGGCCGCCCAAGAGGCUGGCUCCCAGCAUGUCCUCGCUCAACUCCUUGGCCUCUUCUUGCUUUGACCUGGCAGAUAUCAGCCUCAACAUUGAAGGUGGGGACUUCAGGCGACGGCAGCUGGGCGAGAUUCAGCUCACAGUGCGCUAUGUGUGUCUGCGGCGCUGCCUCAGCGUGCUAAUCAAUGGCUGCAGAAACCUAACACCAUGUAACAGCAGUGGAGCUGAUCCCUACGUCCGUGUCUACUUGUUGCCAGAAAGGAAGUGGGCAUGUCGUAAGAAGACUUCAGUGAAGCGGAAGACCUUGGAACCCCUGUUUGAUGAGACAUUUGAAUUUUUUGUUCCCAUGGAAGAAGUAAAGAAGAGGUCACUAGAUGUUGCAGUGAAAAAUAGUAGGCCACUUGGCUCACACAGAAGAAAGGAGUUAGGAAAAGUACUGAUUGACUUAUCAAAAGAAGAUCUGAUUAAGGGCUUUUCACAAUGGUAUGAGCUGACUCCAAAUGGACAGCCCAGAAGCUGAUGAUGAGAAUUCUUAUCACUCACCUUUAUAUUAAAAUGUAUAUAUAUGUAUAUAUUUUUUCCUUUGGAUCACUUACAUCCAAUAUAUGUAUAUUUUGUCAUUUAAAUCAGAACAACCACUUGAAAUUAUAUACAUAUAAUUCUUGUGUGGAAUUUAACUCCAUGACUGAAUAGCAUAAGGAAGAGGUUAUUUAAAAGCAAGAACUACUUUUUUUGGUUGGAUUUUUUUGUUCAAGUCCAGAAAGAAAUGUUAUAUUUGUGCCUACUAAAUUAUCCAAACCUCAGUGUUUAUAUACUUAAACAAGUGCCACUUUUUAGUAGGUAAUUAUAUACCAUCUGAUUUAGGACUUACCUGAAUGUAUGUACCAGAAAGUGUCCUGCCUCUGGCAUAGGCGCUGGGGGAGGUCUGUUUCUGGAGCCACUACCAGCAUUCCUGGGCAGUGACUGGCCAAAGGGAAGUCACUUUUUUAUGGAAAUAGAAAGUGACCCAACUCAAAACUGCCAAGAGCUAACACUGCCAAAGCCUUUCUGGCUGCCACCUGUGGUACUUGUAUGCCUGGAUAUUUGUUCUUUUAUUUGACCUGGAGCUAAAAAUGUAUUUCCCUACUGGCAAAAAUGUUAUACUGAUAUACUUAAAUACCUUGAGUUAAAUACUCUUGUGUAGUCUAAGGGCCAAACUCCAGCGUGUAGCAUUAUUUCCGUAGAAAAAUGCAAACCAAGUUCCAAACCCAGGUCUAUGUCUGACUCUCAUAGCAAAGCACUGGAGACUGCUGAAGAGUGUCACCAUCAGAGAAAAGGAAGCUUUCAGAUAAGUUUAGGCUAUUCACCUUUUCUAAAGAGAUGGUUGGUUCACCUAAAUAACAUGUUAAAAGCAAAAUAUGUAAAUUAUAUGCUUAAACAAGCGCCUCUUUUACAUUUCAGACUUUACAAGACCAAAUAUACUUCUCAUCCCCUCCAACAUUCCUGGACCUCCUCUUCUCUCUUACCAACACAGACGACACUACCUGCCGUCAGUUUUCUGUCUCUGCCUCUGCCUUCACUGCCACUUUUCUGAAGCAGGGCAACAUUCGAGAACAAAGUUUUGUCAUGUUACUCUUAUUCCAGUUUUCUGCUAUCUGAUUCACAUGCAGAUGUUCUAUUCCAGAAUAGUCCAAAUACUAUGCUCUGCCGACUCAAGUCAUGUCUCAAACCUAUUUCCUCUAUUAAGUCAGUCAAUCCAUAGUGAAAUGGACUCUUCCCACCGCCUGUAGCAUUUACUGUUGAUACUGAGUAUUUUCCAUUUUAAUAGUUCCCAGCCUUGAUAACACUUAAGUUUUAAGAAAUGUUGAUUAGGCAUCUGCUAAGGUUACAUGCUAAGCAGCUACUUAUAUUGUAUUUGGUAUUUAAUAUUUGUUUAUUCUCCAAUUGAACAGUAGGGAACAAUUCAAGCUACUUGAAUUGUUUUUCACCCUCACCAUCCAAGACCGUGUUAAGUACAUAGAAGAUGCAUGGUGAAAUUCGUUUCUGCUGAGGUUUCUAUUUUAAAUGGCAAAUUCUCAUAAUAAAAUGGAGCAUUGAUGCCUA
This is a messenger RNA of Gorilla gorilla gorilla (western lowland gorilla), 4492 nucleotides long. It is a transcript of the gene ESYT3, whose product is annotated as extended synaptotagmin 3. The transcript has 23 exons. The coding region runs from base 270 to 2930 and encodes 886 amino acids. Lineage: Eukaryota; Metazoa; Chordata; Mammalia; Primates; Hominidae. Gene Ontology annotation, cellular component: endoplasmic reticulum membrane. Gene Ontology annotation, biological process: lipid transport. Gene Ontology annotation, molecular function: calcium-dependent phospholipid binding; phosphatidylinositol binding; phosphatidylcholine binding. The record is from RefSeq and is a predicted model, not a curated record.